UUCUUCCCAAGAGUGACGCUCACGUUCGUCUAAAACUAAUCGUACAGGACGAAUAAAGUACAAUGAGAACCUGAGUAUUUGUGUAGUAUUUGUGUUUGAAUCGAUUCGAUUCGGUUCGAUAAGAGCGUAAUAAAAUCGAAACGUGAUAACCGAGGAAUCCAGCUGAAUGCAGCUGCUGAAGCUCGUAGGGUGGGAAUCUGUUCGAUUUGCGGCGGAGUCACUGGAAAGUGAUAGAGAAAAAUGAUUCCCAAACAAUCGAGACAAUAACAGUUUUGUUUCGACCCGCGAAUCGAACGAAUCGGGCAUUUAACGUACCGACGCGUAACGAUAAACUCUAAUAAACGUUUAAACGCCCAAAAUGGAGUGUAACAUCGACGAUUUGCCGGAUGUUCUGUUAGAAUACAUUCUAAGUCUGAUUCCACCUUACAAGGAUCUCGAGGAGUGUAAACUGGUAUCUAAGAGGUGGUUCCGUGCCACGCAAAAUGUGAUACAUCAUAAUAAAACGCACUUUCACAAAUCUGUUGCUUACGGAUCGUUGCUCUGGAGUCUGUGCCCGCCCAAGCAAUGGACGUCAACGAUCGCGAAGAGGCAUUCGCAUUCUGCGUGUACGUACGGAAACUCGAUGUACGUUUUUGGUGGAUGCACAGCUACUUGUACGACCUUCAAUGAUUUGUGGAGAUUGGACUUGGACACGAGAACUUGGGUCAGAUUGAUCACCAAAGGGACUUAUCCGUCUCCCAAAGCUUGCGCCACUAUGCUCUAUUACAAGAAAAGCUUUGUUUUAUUUGGCGGAUGGUCCCAUCCAUCGCCCUAUCCUGUACAUCAGCAAUGGAAAUUGUUCAACGAACUGCACAUGUACUCUAUAGAAAAUAACAAGUGGUUCGCUGUAAGUACCCUGGAAGCACCUCCGCCCACUUCGGCGCAUUCUGCGUCGAUCCACAACAAUCGUAUGAUCGUUUUCGGAGGUAUAUGUAACGGGUAUAGAUCCAAUGACGUGUGGUGUUUGAACUUGGACUCGUACAGUUGGUACAAGCAAGCCACUUCGAACGUGAAGCCGCAACCGCGUUAUGGUCAGUCUCAGAUCGAGCUCGGGGAGAAACAUCUCCUAGUGCUUGGAGGUUGCACCGGGCCUAAUGCGGCCAUGAACGAUGCUUGGCUAUUGAAAAUGGAAGGCGCGACCUGGACUUGGAAGAAAGUAAAUAUGCACAACACCGAAUGGGCACCGACGCGUAUUUGGUGUCACCAAGCUUGUAAGGUGGGCAACUACGUCAUCGUCCUUAGCAUAAACAAAUGUCAGAAUAAGCCGAACGAUAUGAGCAUAUCGCUGAAGAAAGUCACUUGUCAAGCCGCAUCUUCGCCAAGGGAGAGCGAUUCGUCCCCUUUAUACGUUCGGCGAGGAAACCUGUCUACCGUAGAUAGAGAUGUGAACAUCAAUGGUCGGCACGGGUCUUUCUCGGAGGUAUCUGCGCCGAGUCCACGGCCAUCGCCUCAACGUCCGAACUUUACGAAGAACUUGCCGUUCUGCUAUGAUAAUGUAUUGAGUAUGGCCGCUUUUCGCGACGAACCCGUGCGCAAUAGCGGCAGUAACAGUCAUCGACAACGUCAACUGGAGUCGCUCCGUAGAAUGGAGGAGAGUAUUAGGAAUCGAAGAACGCAAUCAAAAGCGGCGAAGAAGCCGAAAAACACGUUGUCCAUAUUCGUGUUGGAUAUCGGGAACGUCCUGUGCGAUGAGUGCAGUGCCUCGUGGAUUCCUUUGAAGCACGACGGUCAGUCGGGUCCCAACGAAAGAAUACUUUACUCGCUCGUGGCCGGUCGCGGAGAAUUAAUAGUAUUCGGAGGCAUCGGUAAAGAGCAAACGACUGUGCAAAACCAUCCUAACGUGGACGAGCCCGAGGUGUAUAACGAUCUACAUUUCAUAAAUCCUCCGAGAUACAUUAUUUAAUGUCCCCGCAACGGAGACACGGAUGAGUAUCAGCUUCUCCAUUCAUCGUUUAAUUAAAGUAAAAGUUAUAAUUACGAUAUAAAAGUACUGUAAAAAUAUUUUGUGAUACACGCAUAGGUUUCGCUCGUUUACGCACUUCCUCGAAUGAAGUCGAGAUUUUUUUCCGUUGACGAGGAACGACGAUCGUUAGCUCGACGAAUGUACAUUAAUGUACUCGCCGCCUGAUUUUAUUACAAUUCUGUUAUUUACAUAUUUUCUUUCACGCGUUUCGCUUACGUGUUAAUCAUCUUCGGCCUCGGCUGUUUUCAGACUACCGAACACUUGCGACGGUAUAGUUUGUUUCUCGACAGGUAUGUCUGAAAGUAUGAAAGCACGGGUUCAGAGACAUGAGAGAAAAUAUCUGUUUGCUGCUGCUGCUGAACUGUCCAAAUUUCUAAGCCGCGUUACACGCGACGGAACGUAAUAAAAAUCUGAAUGUGUCUGUCCUAAAA
Molecule: messenger RNA, 2433 nt
Organism: Ceratina calcarata
Lineage: Eukaryota; Metazoa; Arthropoda; Insecta; Hymenoptera; Apidae
Gene: Fbxo42
Product: F-box protein 42
Exons: 8
Coding region: 359-1942 (527 amino acids)
Cellular component (GO): SCF ubiquitin ligase complex
Molecular function (GO): protein binding; ubiquitin-like ligase-substrate adaptor activity
Source: RefSeq, a predicted model, not a curated record